Pterocles gutturalis (yellow-throated sandgrouse) is the source of this 1067-nucleotide messenger RNA. Its product is annotated as myotubularin-related protein 13-like. The coding region runs from base 67 to 612 and encodes 181 amino acids. The record is from RefSeq and is a predicted model, not a curated record. Lineage: Eukaryota; Metazoa; Chordata; Aves; Pterocliformes; Pteroclidae. The transcript has 5 exons.
GAAAGGUUGGAAAGUAAAUUAAAUCAGAGCCCAGAAAGGUGGCAGCUUUUGUGGGAAAGGGUCAAAAUGAAUCUAAAGGAUGACACAAGACAAGACAAUCUCCGGAGACAUCCUUCUGGCUCCUCAGGGAUGAUGUCAGCUAAUCUACAUUCCUAUCAAAAGAGAUCUUUGUUGGAAAUACCUGACGGUGGGCUGGGUGAGGAACAGAGUGCAAGCAUCUCUCCCUCAAAUGGAGUAGAUAGAAGAACAACUACGCUAUACAAUCAUUUCACAUCAAAGAAUGAUGAAAAUAGAUCUUUUGAAGGUACGCUAUACAAAAGAGGAGCAUUACUAAAAGGUUGGAAGCCUCGCUGGUUUGUGCUGGAUGUGACAAAACACCAGCUGCGAUACUAUGAUUCUGGAGAGGAUACAAGCUGUAAGGGACACAUAGACCUUGCAGAAGUAGAAACUGUGAUUCCUGCUUCUCCAACAAUUGGAGCUCCAAAACAUGCAAGUGAAAAAGCAUUUUUUGAUUUGAAGACAAAUAAACGUGUAUAUAAUUUUUGUGCCCAAGAUGCACAGAGCGCUCAACAAUGGAUGGAUAGGAUCCAGAGUUGCAUUUCAGAUGCUUAGAAAGGAAAAACGUUCCAUAACAAAGACAUGUUUAAAGCACCUCUUCCUCUAAGAAGCUAAGUUCUGAAAUGUUACUGACAGACAACCAGCCUUCCUUACAUUUCAGCUGUAAAAGUUCAUAUUAUGCUAAAGUUCCUUUUCUGUUUAAUGAUUAUAACCACUGUAACUGCUGGGUUUUUUUCUACAGGGAGAACUUUGAAAAAUAAUCAUCCAUUUAUCCUGAAUUUCCAGUUUCUUCAGUACAAUUCCUAGCUAUAAAAGUGGACUGUAUUUGCACUAUCAUCUAAUCCUGGUUUUCUCAUUUCAGAGCUGUUCUGUUAGGAAACAUGUCCAAAGGAAAUUGUAGAAAUUUCCCCUACAACAGGAAGUGUAUUUUCACUUUAUUUAUAUUUUUUAGCAGAAUAUUCAUAUUUCCAAGCUAGUCAUGAGUAAGAGAGAACAUAUCUACAAUUCCU